AUGGAUUCAUCGCUACAUGAGGUCUGGCUAGCUGCUGCUGGUAGUCCAUUCCUCCCCGCCGUCGGCAAAGACAGCCAAUUCCUGGUCGGCUUCGUUCUACUACUUCUAGGAGUUUCCGCUACUGGUGUCUUUGCAUUGAAUCGUUCACUGGUCAACGUUUUCGCAGUAGGCAUCCCAGCAUCUCUGGCACUGGCAUAUGGUGUUGUGUACAUGUUCUGUGCUGUCGGAGUCUACGUCUGA
Cordyceps fumosorosea ARSEF 2679 is the source of this 240-nucleotide messenger RNA. RefSeq lists its product as hypothetical. The transcript is spliced from 3 exons. Bases 1 to 240 code for a protein of 79 amino acids. Gene Ontology annotation, biological process: protein N-linked glycosylation. The record is from RefSeq and is a predicted model, not a curated record. Lineage: Eukaryota; Fungi; Ascomycota; Sordariomycetes; Hypocreales; Cordycipitaceae.